This is a messenger RNA of Helianthus annuus (common sunflower), 2192 nucleotides long. Its product is annotated as berberine bridge enzyme-like 8. Lineage: Eukaryota; Viridiplantae; Streptophyta; Magnoliopsida; Asterales; Asteraceae. The coding region runs from base 100 to 1737 and encodes 545 amino acids. The record is from RefSeq and is a predicted model, not a curated record. The transcript has a single exon. Gene Ontology annotation, molecular function: oxidoreductase activity; FAD binding.
UCAAAGGAUAGAAUGGUAAUAUUUUGCUGGAAAAGGUUGCUUCUUCAUUCUAUAUAAAUAGGUCCAUUGAUUGCCGUAGACACACCAACCUACCAAAACAUGAUGAAAUCUGGACUAAAUUGUUCGGUGUUCCUCUUGGUUCUUUCUCUAACCUUUUGUGUUUCAUUUGGAGCAUUGUCCUCCAUCUUCGAUGUUUCUCCAACUUCUGAAGAUUUCAUAACCUGUCUCGAAUCCAACUCCAACAAUGCCACCACCAUCUCUAAACUCAUUUUCACCCCGGUUAACUCUUCUUACUUACCGGUUUGGCAAGCUGCUGCUGACCCUAUUCGGUUCGACAACCCCUGCACUCGUAAACCAUCAGUCAUCGUUACUCCCACCACCGAAACGCAAAUCCAAGCUGCUCUUUUCUGUGCCAAGAAACAGGGGUACGAGAUGCGGAUCCGGGACGGGGGGCAUGACUUUGAGGGCCUCUCAUACACUGCGAAUGUUCCAUUUGUAAUGCUUGAUCUCGUCAACAUGAGGGCUAUAGACGUCAACGUUGCAAACAGGACCGCAUGGGUCCAGGGUGGCGCUGUGCUUGGUGAACUCUAUUACACUAUUUCUCAGUUAACCGACACCUUGUAUUUUCCGGCUGGUAUUUGGGCGGGCGUGGGCGUUAGCGGGUUCUUGAGUGGUGGUGGAUAUGGAAACCUGUUAAGGAAAUACGGGCUCGGUGCCGAUAAUGUUUUGGAUGUUCGUUUCAUGGAUGUUAAUGGAAAUAUUCUUGAUAGGAAAUCGAUGGGCGAAGAUUUGUUUUGGGCGAUUCGUGGCGGUGGUGCCUCCAGUUUCGGAAUAGUUCUUUCGUGGAAGCUGAGGUUGGUUCCUGUCCCGGAAAGAGUUACUCUUUUCACGGUGAAUAUAACUCUGGAGCAAGGUGCUACGGAUAUUUUCCAUAAAUAUCAAUACGUGUUACCAAAAUUUGAUCGUGAUUUACUCAUCAGAGUUCAAAUUAACAGUGAAAAUAUAGGCAACACGACCAAGAAAACCGUAAGACUAUUGUUUGACGGUCUUUAUCAGGGCAAUAUUGACACGCUGCUUCCGUUGUUGAACCAAAGUUUUCCCGAGCUCAAUGUGACACGAGAAGUUUGUAAAGAAGUACGAAUGGUCCAGACCACCCUUCAAUUUGGAGGCUUUACCACCUCCACCCCGCCCGAGGUUCUUGCGAACCGAUCAGCCAUCCCCAAGCUGAGCUACAAAGGCAAAUCAGACUAUGUCCGGACUCCAAUUCCCAAAAGCGGGCUCAGAAAGAUAUGGAGAAAGAUUUUACAAAAUGACAAGUCAGAGACUCUGUUCAUGUACACGUUUGGGGGAAAGAUGGAGGAGUACUCGGAAACAGCAAUCCCGUAUCCUCAUAGAGCUGGAGUGUUGUACCAGGUUUUCAGGAGGGUGGACUUUAUAGAUCAGCCUUCGGACAAGACCGCGAUAUCGCGCAGACGGUUAGCUUGGAUCCGAAGUUUUGAUAAGACUUUGGAACCGUAUGUAUCCAAGAAUCCGAGGGAGGCUUAUUCGAAUUACAAUGAUCUUGAUUUGGGCGUUGGAAGUGCUACAUAUGAAGAAGCAAGUGUUUGGGGAGAGAGGUACUGGAAAAGAGAGAAUUUUAAGAAGUUGAUUCGAAUCAAGGCUAAAGUUGAUCCAAAGAAUUUCUUUAGACACCCACAAAGUAUACCAGUGUUCUCAACACCUUUUUCAGAUAUGUGAAACUAGCUCAUGGUUUUGUUUUUUUUUUUUUUUUUCUUGAAUAAAUUGGUAAGAAUUAUAGGAGUUAAGAUCAAUUUCCUUUGGUUAGAGCCUUAUAUACCAAUAACUGAAUCUUUUUUUUUUAAAUUCCUAAGAAGUUUAAAUCAAGCUAUUAUGUAUUGAAAUUUGAAAGACAGAUCCCUUUACAAUAUACUAGUAUUUAGUAUUUACGCGUUGUGAUCCCACUAUUAAAAACGUUGAAUCACGCACAAGUACUAGUAACUCGCAAACGCUUUUCCCUUUCUCUUUCCACGCUACCAGCAACACCCCUAAGCCGCCACUGCUACCACCAAAACCCCUUCAACACCGUUACCACCAACACCGCCAGAAUGUCGCUACAACCAACACCGCCAGACCCGCUGCAACCACUACCUCCACCGAACCACCGCUAACAACACCACCAGACCAGCUGCUAC